Molecule: messenger RNA, 369 nt
Organism: Helobdella robusta
Lineage: Eukaryota; Metazoa; Annelida; Clitellata; Rhynchobdellida; Glossiphoniidae
Exons: 2
Coding region: 1-369 (122 amino acids)
Source: RefSeq, a predicted model, not a curated record
AUGACGAGCACAAUUAUAACGGGCGAUUAUUGCCAAUCGGAAUACUUCAUUGCAGUUUGCAACAACAGCCUCAACAACGUCAACAACAACAACAACAACCUCGUCACGAAUGUUGUCGUCAUCACGAAGGCCACCUACGGAAGAAUGCGCGUGAGUCGUUGCGUCACUGGCAUGUAUGGCGAUGUCGGCUGCCGUAAUGACGUCACAAAUUACGUCAGCAGUCGAUGUAGCGGGAAAAGCAGAUGCAAAAUUUACGUGGCUGAACAAAUGCUGCACAGGUUGAAUAGAUGUCCGAUCGAACUGAAUGCGUACCUGGAAGAAAUUCGCAUACCUAUCCUUAGAAAGAUUGCAUUACAACUCUUGACAUGA